This is a messenger RNA of Motacilla alba alba, 5750 nucleotides long. RefSeq names its product WSC domain containing 1 (gene WSCD1). Bases 1753 to 3486 code for a protein of 577 amino acids. The record is from RefSeq and is a predicted model, not a curated record. Gene Ontology annotation, molecular function: sulfotransferase activity. The transcript has 9 exons. Lineage: Eukaryota; Metazoa; Chordata; Aves; Passeriformes; Motacillidae.
GGUUGCAAUCUAACAGAUGCACAACGUCUUGGGGUUGAGAACAGACCUCCACCCAUCAGCAUUUUAAAAUUUGAAUGUUACACUGCUAAGCCUCAGGGUUUUCCAUUAAUCAAAAUUCGCCAAAUUACUCUAAGACUGCAGCCCUAUCAGUCCAUCAGGUUCCAGAGAGCAAAAUGAGCAAAAGCACUUCAAUUGUUCAUGUUGAGCUGAACAACCAGGUUCCUCUUCUCCAAUGUCAUGUGGAGAUGGGAAAGCCAAGUGUCAUUUAAAGUGUCAGCAUCCCAUUGUGGGGUUCAGACCCCACUCACGGGGGGCACUGCAUGGAGAGAUGCACACUCCUGCAUCACUCAAGUUCAUGGGACUGGUCAGAACAUGAAGCAAUGUGCAGCAUACUGAGAGGAAACAGGAUCAGUCCCCGCGUGGCAUUCCAAUUCCAUUUUCCUCCCACAUCCAAGAAACCCCGAGUGUUUUCUCACAGCCAGGCAGGUGUUGGGUCUGAUGCUCCUGAUCCACACUCUCUGGCACAGACAAGAACCAAACGUUGGUCCCAUAACCACAUUCAGUUUUGAACUCCAAGAGAUGCAUCUCCACAGGUUUCAUUAAAUAUGCGUAGACCAAAGGGUAUUUCAAAACCCUAGGCAGGGGUGCAGUGAGCACCCAUUUAAAUGCAGAUGCUUUAAGAGUCAUUUUCAGUUGCUCAAUCUCCAUGUGAAGCAGUAGCAGGACGGAGCUUGAACAUGCAGGGAAGGUGGCAGUGCAGGCAAUCCUGAGGACACCAGCAACUGCCUUUCAGCUCUCACAUUUAUAAAUAAUUUAUUUCCAGCCACCUGUGCCCAGAAUAACAAUUUUCUGCCCGAAAUCUCCAAGCUGGUGGUGGGUGGCCGCCAGGGGCUCGCUUUCCCGGGACCCUCUCGACCUGUUGGGAAGGGGCCCGGGUCUCCAGAGGGGCAGCUCUGAAGGGAUGUGCCCCUAGUGGGAAGAGGCACAAGAAACAAACACGGAGCAUCCGUUCAGCUGAUCGCAUUAGGGCUUCUCGCUGCUGCUGCUGCCACUCAGCUCUCUGCCGAUGCAGCCAUCCGUGCGUUUGGACAAACACCCAGGCAGAGGGAAUGGGUAGGUCUGGAAACGUCGGCAGCUGCAGAAGGCUGCAGAGCUCUGCUGUGAAGCAGCCUUAGAGGAGAGGCUGCUUCUCCGGGCAGGGCAGCGUUAUGAAACACGAGCGCGCUGGCUGUGCCUGAGGAUUUCGGCAGCGCGGCGCGGACGCCGCUUCCAUCCUGCCUGUUGGCGCAGGAGGCCAUGGAGCGGCUCCCUCCGGCCGGCUCCCGCAGGGCGCAGGACCCCGGCGCCCCGGCCCGCUGAGCCGCAGGGACCCCGAGAGCCGCGGGGACCCCGAGAGCCGCAGGGACCCCGAGAGCCGCGGGGACCCCGGAGAGCCGCAGGGACCCCGGAGAGCCGCGGGGACCCCUCGAGGGACACGGCGGCAGCGGUUUCAGCAUCAGCGGUUCAGCAGCUGGGCAGGGCACGAUGAAGGCAUCCGCCCAGGAGCCCACGGAGCCCCUGGGCCAGCCAGGAGCCUGAGGCUAGCAGCAGUGCCACACCAGGCUGGUCUCUGCUGCAGCCAGCUGGGAAGAAGCUUUUCAUCAGGAGAAGGCACCAAAGUGAUGGGCUGAACUUAUGGGAGGAAUGAGUGUCUGGCCAGGCGAAGAUUUGGAGGCCUGUUGGGAAGCGUGAAGGGCCAGUUUCAGUAAGGGCAUGGCCAAAGCUUUCUUCAGGCUACAGAAGUUUCUCCGUCGGAUCCAGUUUCUGCUCUUCUUCCUCACAGCAGCUUAUCUGAUGGCUGGCAGCCUCUUGCUGCUGCAGCGGACGCGCUUGGUUCUCCAGCAAGGUUCGCGUGGGACCCCCGCUAACCAGGCCCUGCCGGUGCCGGAGGAGAUGGGCAGGGUGGGGAUCACAGAGCCCAGGGCCCUGCAGAGCCCCCGGGCCAGCCCCAGGCUCCUGGUGGGCAUGGAGGCGCUGCAGGAGCCGGCCCUGGACCAGCGGCACAGCCCGCACUGGCUCAUGUCCCGCAACUCGGAGCUCAGGCAGCUGAGGAGAAGGUGGUUCCACAGGCUCACCAGGGACCAGGAGCCCCUGCAGACUGCAGGGCUUAAAGCAAUGAAGCGCACUGCUGAACACAAAGGCACCUACAUGGGCUGCUUCACUCACGAUUCGAGGGAGAGGACACUGAAAGGAGCUGUCUUUUAUGACUUAAGAAAAAUGACAGUAGGUCACUGUCAGGAAGCUUGUGCUGAGAGAGCGUACAGCUACGCGGGCCUGGCCUACGGAGCAGAGUGCUACUGCGGGAACACGCUGCCAGCAGCUGCCGCCCAGCCCCAGGAGUGCAGCAGCGAGUGCAAGGGCGAGAAGGGCUCCGUGUGCGGAGGGGUGAACCGCCUCUCGGUCUACAGCGUGGAGCAGCUGCGGGCAGGAGCCAGGCCACGGAGGAAUGUUAUCUAUCGAGGAUGUUUUAGAGCUCCAGAAAAUUUAACAGACACCUUUCCAGCCUCUUUGAUACAGCCCAAUUUGACGGUGGAGAUGUGCUCUGAAUUUUGCUCCAAGAAAGAGUUCCCGUUGGCAGUGAUCCGAGGGCAGGAAUGCUACUGUGGAUACCCCACCAGGCGCUUCUCGCUGCGCGAGGGCACGGACGGGCGGCGCUGCAGCGGGAGCCACAACGCCAGCAGCGCUGCUGGGGGAGACUACUGCCUGGUCUAUCAGACACCUGUGCAAGACACCCGCUGCACAGACAGGAAAUUCUUAACCACCAAAUCCAAAGUCUUUGUUGCUUUGUCAAGCUUUCCUGGGGCUGGGAAUACAUGGGCACGCCAUCUGAUAGAGCACGCCACAGGAUACUACACAGGAAGUUAUUACUUUGAUGGAGCCCUCUACAACAAAGGUUUUAAAGGAGAAAAAGACCACUGGAGAAGUAGAAGGACCAUCUGUGUGAAAACACAUGAAAGUGGCAAGACAGAGAUUGAAAUGUUCGACUCGGCGAUCCUGCUGAUAAGGAACCCGUACAAAUCACUGAUGGCAGAGUUCAACAGAAAAUACGCCGGGCAUCUGGGCUAUGCCACUGACCGCAACUGGAAGAGCAAAGAGUGGCCGGAUUUUGUGAACAGCUAUGCCUCCUGGUGGGCCUCCCACGUCCUGGAGUGGCUGAAGUAUGGGAAGCGCCUGCUCGUUGUCCAUUAUGAGGACCUGAAGCAGAGCCUCAUCCCCAAGCUGAAGGAGAUGGUGGAGUUUCUGAAUGUGACAGUGACAGAGGACCGGCUGCUCUGUGUGGAGAACAACAGGGACGGGAAUUUCAAGCGAUCUGGUACUAAGCAAAAGAAUUUUGAGCCAUUCACCCAGGAAAUGAAAGAUCUUAUCAACAGAUACAUCCUGACAGUGGAUGAAGCCCUAAAGGGAAGAAACUUCUCAGGGCUGCCCAGGGAGUAUGUGCCAAGAUGAUAGGCUGGUAUCACGCAGCUGUGGUUAAAAAUGAAGUUUUUUUGUUUUUUUUUCUUAAAAAACCAGAAAAAACUCCCAAACAAAACAAACAAACAAACAAACAAAAACAAAGAAACAAAAAACCACACACCAAAAAACCCCAAACCCCACAAACAAAUAAGAAGAAAAGAAAAAAAAAUUUAAAAAAGAAAAAAAAAAAAAAAGAAAAGAAAAGAAGACCAAGAAGACCAGACCUCUUUAGCAGUUAUAGCAAAGAUACUUGUGGAGGCUGCUGAGCUCUGCAGCAGUUGGGAAUGCCUGGGUUUUGUCAGCCCCAAAAAGCCCCAAACCUGGCUCCAGGGGAAUGGAGGAGACCCCAGAGGGGCAGAGGGGUGGCAGAGAAGGGAGUGCCACCUGUGCUAGGGGCUUGACACACGUUUCUGCACCUCUGCCUCUUCAUCUGGAGAGUCAUGGUGGGUCUGGGGGGACACCAGGGCCAAAUGUCACCACGGUCUGUGCUCUUGGUUCUAGAAAUGGUCAGCUGGGAAGACCUGGAGAAUAGGGGCAAAGGGGGUAAACCCCAGUCCUUCCAGCCCCAGCAGGGGUAGGCUCACACCUCCCGCCUCAUCCCUGAAAUCCCUGGAGUAUCUCCAAGGCAGUCCAACCUGGAAAACCACAGCUACUUAGAGCUGCACUCUGGAGCUCCCUCCAGCAGCCAUACAGGUUUGAUUUUUAACUCCUGCAAUCACCUUGGGUGUGUUUGACCCUGCAGGGGGCCCGUGUUCUGUGGGGAGAGAACAGGGGCACCCAGGGCUGGCAGGGCAGCUGGCCCCAUGAUCCACUGGGCAGCUUGGAGGUGGUUAAUCCCUGGCUGCCCUGCUGCAAGACGCUUCUGUUCACAUGAAGUAAAGGAUUUCUUAAAAAUUUGAGUGAAAAUACUAAUUUUAAUAAAACAAGUUUAUAUAAAGGGAGCUGAACUUCCUCUGCCUGUGUAUCAUUGGUGCUUUAAAAACAAUACAGGACAUGAGUACCUUUUAACCCAAGCCUCUCCUUCAGGUGCUGCCCCAGUGCAGGGAACAGCACCUAGCUGCCCACGUGGCUCUUGCUGCUGUUGCCUUUCAGUGUGCCCAAAGGAGGGCUCCAAGGUGUGCAGGGAGGAGAGGCUAUGGAAUCACAAGCUCCUAAAAGUACUGAUAACAAAAAUAAUUUCCUUCUCUGAACCACAGUGGAGAGACCUUUCCAGGUCUGUUCUGCACCGGUGGGGUGGGUAGGAAGCAAACUGCAUUAUCUGGAGCAGUUGCUGCAGUCACACAGUGACUGGAUUAUGAGCGCUUAUCCCCAAGGCAAAACAGACAAUCACAGCCCUUGGAUUUUUAGAUAUGUCAGAAGCUGCAUUAACCUAUAAUACUUCUGAAAUAAAGCACUUAGUACCACCAUUGCAAAAUUAUACAGCUCAUUUCAUAGGAAAAAAUUCAAGUCACAAUGAAUGGAAAACACAGAGAGGGAAGUGAUUUAAAGGCAACACCUUGCUAAUGACAAGAACAUUUCUUUGACGAGUGAGGUUAUAAAGGAGCAGUCUGCAGUACAACUGCAUCUUUCAUGAAGCAUCAAAUAUGCUGGAAAAUAAACCAAAUCUUCCAUGCUGACUUACCCUAUCACAACGAUGUUCUGGAAAAUUGUCAAACACACACAAACACACACGUGUGUGGUUGCAUGGGCAGCCGGUCCCACAUUCCCCACGCAGUGACCAGGAGGUCUGUCCCUGCCUGGAGACCCCUGGAGCCUCCACUCUGCCUUGGGGGGCACAGGGCUGGGACCCCACCCUGCAGCAGGGAGGGCAGAGCUGGGACAGCACCCACCACCCCAGGGACGGGGCAUAGCUGCACAUGAGCCACAGUGCUCUGGUGGAGGAUUUCUGUUAAAAGAAUGUGCAGAACAUUUGUUUUCUUAGAAACACUCUUUUUUUCCACAGUCACUCACUUAAAUGGAUUCCACUGUGCCUGUUUUAUGCCUUUCUUUAUUCCAGCAGAGACUAAAUUAAGCUUUGAAGUUUAGUGAGAAAUCCUAAUGGCAUUCGACUUCAGUGCUAUUGCCUGAAUCCUGGGGAAUUUAAAGAAAGGGGGAGAGCAAGAGGAAAGAAACCACUCUUUUAUUAUUUUCUACAGCUUGAUCCUGAAAUGGCUGGCUUUGAAAAUAACCUUAGUGCCUAACUUUAUGCAUUAUUCAUAUAUACUAAAACAUGUAAAUACAGUUUUCAAAGGUUAAAAUAAAACUCCUUUCCUGUA